Molecule: messenger RNA, 1947 nt
Organism: Cryptococcus amylolentus CBS 6039
Lineage: Eukaryota; Fungi; Basidiomycota; Tremellomycetes; Tremellales; Cryptococcaceae
Exons: 2
Coding region: 1-1902 (633 amino acids)
Source: RefSeq, a predicted model, not a curated record
AUGGCCAUCGUCCUCGGUCUCCUCCUGUGCGGACAAUUCGGCUGGCCCGAGAUGUUCUUGUACAAGUACGUACCUUGGCUUGGGCCGCAGUCGACACCAAUUUGGCUGGGUCUGGUAGAGGGCGCAGUAUUUCUCUACUUGGGCAGACGCCUUCCCAAAUCGCCUCCUGCCCCCUUAUACUUCAACAUGUCCCAGCGUCCACUCUUUUGGACGCCAUUGCCCCUUUGUUAUCGUCAACUGUGCGAUGAGCCAGAAGCUUCGCAGAGCAAACCCGAGAACCAAGGAGAUCGUAGACUUCCGCCUUCGAAUGCGUAUGAGAUCGGACUCGAUGAAGAUGAAGAGGACGAAGAAAAGUCUAUCAAGUCGAACCAUCAUUCCAACACCCAUAGUCUUACCCUCGCGCCCGCAGCGCCUUUGAUGGGAAAGCCCAAAGCGCCUCAUCAAGACGUCACUCGCGGCGACUAUCCCACCUUUUCGGGAGGAGGGCCGGCAGAUCCUGGUAGACAGGUGCCUACGGGUUUCCUGGAGCGGGCCAAAGACGGCAGACUUCUCAAGUUUGUGAACGAAAACGGACAGGAAGUAAGCCCACAAGUGCAAACGAACCCGAGACCGGAAGAGUUGGGUGCCGUGAGGGGUCAUCCCCGCCGGAUUGAACCCUCUGGUCCGGAUGGAGACCGAAAGGAAGGACGAGUCAUACAGGAUCGACUGCCGCCGAGAACGCACUUCAAGGGGAGGACACCUGCAGCUCUGAAUCUUGACGGAACAGAGAAGGCUAUGACUUCAAGGAAUGCGCCUGACCAGGCUGCUCCAAAGCCUCCCCCUGUCCGCCCGAUACCAAGACAUGUCCAACAGGUCCGUGACGAAAUGACCAAUAGUCUGUCUCGCGUCAACUCUAAGCGCCAGUCAACUCUGUCAAGCGUGUUGACCAUAUCUGCCACCAAGGAUCUGGGACCACAGUUCCCAUUACCUCCCACACGCUCGUUCUCUGCCGACUCUAUAAGCUCAUUGGGUAGCCCCAAGCCGGCGGUGACACAACCUCCCGGUUCCGCCACCACAGCGCGUAUGCAUAGCGAACGAGGUAAAGGGCCGCCCCCAAGAGAACUUGAUCUCCCAAAACCCAAGGAGAGAGGAAAGUCUCGACCCGAGUCAACGAUACUCACGCCCAAGUCACCCGCCAAGAGUGUGCGUGAGCCACCUCUCACGGCGCCGCCUCUCUCUCCUACCCACAGUCAAUCAGGCCCAUCGAUACCACGGCCUCUUCCUCAGCAUAAAUGUUCGGCCACACUACAAGCGCACUUGUCCGGGCCUCCCGGCAAUUUGCCGCUCCGAUCAUCUAUGGCCCCGUCCGCUCUCACUCGAUCCGAGUCCUCCAGAUCGGCCAAGGGUACCAGGCUCGCUCAUGGCGUCCGCUUCAUGGACAAGGUAGAGGAAAGGUCUCCCUCCCCUCCAUGUACCGGGCAGACCGGGACGACGACCGCUACAACAGCUACGACAGAGGGCUACAGCGACGACGAUGAGAUCACAGCCGAAUUAAGGAGUCCAGCAAGGAGAGGCGUUAGGGUCCCUGGGACCAACUUCCAGCUUCCAGCAGUAUCAUGGCCUGGCAUCGGGUCGGCACGUAGAGAGUCAUUUGGUCAUGACAGUACACGAGGGAGCGUCCUCUCGGACAGCUCACUGGAAGACUUGAACACUAGUUCGAGUGAUGAUGACUCGCUUCCGUAUAGGAAAGAGACAAGCGCAAAGCCAAAAGACGCCCAUGAUAGGAAACGAGCCAAUCCUUCAGCCUCAAAAAGGCCGAAGACUGUAGCGAUAUUGGGCGGAAGUUAUCUUGAUGGCCGUAAAGAAACACGAGAGAGGAGGCCUUCUAGCAUGAGCUUCGAUUCGAGGUCGUCCCUAGGGUGAAGAUGUGGAUGUGAUGUAUCAUAUUUCCAGAAUGUUGUAGAUCUG